Messenger RNA from Salarias fasciatus (jewelled blenny), 1023 nucleotides. RefSeq names its product proline-rich receptor-like protein kinase PERK2. Lineage: Eukaryota; Metazoa; Chordata; Actinopteri; Blenniiformes; Blenniidae. Bases 295 to 1002 code for a protein of 235 amino acids. The transcript is spliced from 7 exons. The record is from RefSeq and is a predicted model, not a curated record.
CAGUCAGUCUUCCUGCAGGCCCACGCUCACUUGCUGUAUUUCCUCAUUCAAUGUGAGUUUGGUGACACAGGACAUGUCGCUGCCAGAGCAGCAGCAUCUUUCUGGAUACUGAGCUGGACAUGGAGCACUUUAUGCAUCAGUAAGCCACCACUAAAGCUACAGACAUGCAGGACAGUGUUGAUGUCAAGGCUCUGAGAGCCCGGUUCAACAGCAAACACAGCACCUCGGACACCAGCAGUCGAGACAGCGGCUCGCCAAAAUCUCCCGGCCUGGAUUUGGGAGGGCCAUCCUGCCAUGACAGAGAAUGAGGUGACCAACAGAUUGUCGCCCACACCGCCUCCCCUGUCAGCUGGCCCUGCUGCAGUGAGGCUUCCACUGGCAGACCACUCCAAGUCUGCUUCCACACCCAGACCUCCUCCCAGUUCUGGAGUCAGAGCGAGUGUUCAGCCAGGAGACAUCAGCAAGGUCAGGCAGACAGGGGAGUUACUGCAAAACAUGAUGCUGAGGCAGCAGAAGACCCCGGGACCCAAGCCUGGACAGACUAUGGCACCUACACCCCCUGCAGCUCCGCUUCCACUCCAGCAGCCUCUCCGACAGAGGAGUGCAGGUGACGUGACCCCGCUGAGGAGGCCUCUGCCUCCCGAAGGACCCCUGCCACUAAAGCCAAAACGGCCUCCUUCUGUCAAGUUGGAUCAAUAUCGUUCGUUUAAGCGGGUAUCUGUUCUUGCAAGAAAAGGUGAUGCAGCUCCUCCACGACCAGCAGACAAAUGGGCACCUGUCCCAGCUGUGAUCAGCCCUCCAAAUCUUCCACAACGUUUCACCAAACCAAAGCCACUGCCUCACCAGGUCGCCUCAGUAGACUUUGAGGACGAACAGGACCCCUAUGAUGAUAUUGCAAGCUUUGAUAAAAGUGGUUCCUGCAGUGACAACAGUUCUCAGUGUUGGGACAAAGAUGAACACGACGACGUGUAUGAAUUCAUUGAUGAUGACCUGUGGAAGUGAACCAUGUUGCAGUUUAAGAAG